GAGUACAUUAGAUGACGCAGUUUUGAAACACCAGUGCCAUUUAUUUUUGCAUUAAUGAGAACAUUUACACAGCAUGUGUUGUAGAAGUGAAAGUGUUAGGUAGAAAUAAAAUAAAAAGCAUUGCAUUUACGGGCUCUUGGUGAGGAAGGAGGGGAGAUGCAUACUACGUCCCAUCCGUAACUGCAUCUCUGGAUCAUUAGGAUCGUGAGAAGUUCUGGGCAGCGUGUUUAUUCCACUCUGCGUGUUUACGUGUGUGAGGUGUUGAUCCCGCUCUGCGGUCCGGUGCCAUCACGAAAUCCACGCCUCCGCUGAUUGGCUGAGAGCAAUCGGGCCUGGGUCACAUGGCUGGCUUCUAUGGUCCAGAGUAAAAAUGGGGUUUGGUGUAAAUCUAGGGUGUAUUGCUGUCAUAUAUCACGCUACCUCGUAAAAACGACACUGAGGAUUCUGGGCCAACAAAUCAGAGCGGGAGGGGAAAAAAAGGGGGGAAAAAAAAUAUGAGUUCUUAUUAUGUGGACAGUCUCCUUUACAAAUCUGCGCCGGGCAGUGCUCUGUUUCCGAUCGCAGACCGAGCUUCUGGAAUUGGACCCGGCGCGGAGGACCGUCGGACCGCCGCCAUCGCGUUAGCGCCGUCCCUCUCGGGAGUCUACAGCCUCAGCAGCGCGGCGUACCAGAGCCUGGACCCCGUGUUUACCUCCGGAUAUGGCCGAGGACGGGACGUACACGGCCAGGGCGGCGGCAGCAGCCCGUUUGACCAGGGCCGCCUGUUCAGCGACAGCUACAGCCAUCCUGGACCGGGAGCCCUCACCUCGCCUGCGGACAAACAGCACCGGAUGUACCCCUGGAUGAGGGCAUCAGCAGAUCCAAGCCGAAAGCGGGGCCGGCAGACCUACUCCCGGCACCAGACCCUGGAGCUGGAGAAGGAGUUCCACUUCAACCGGUACCUGACCCGAAGGCGGCGGAUCGAGAUCGCCCACGCCCUCUGCCUCUCCGAGAGACAGAUCAAAAUCUGGUUCCAGAACCGCAGGAUGAAGUGGAAGAAGGACCACAAAGAGGAGGCCAUCCACGGGCAGCUGGGUGACACGCAGGCCGAAUCCAGAGAUGGAGACCCUGGCAACGCAGACCCAAUGGAACCUAAACAUUAAAGACAGAGACAGACAGAAUUAAAUGAUAGGAUCUCCACAAAUGUGCAGGGAUAAUAAGGGACAUGUUUUCUCCACUUUUCACGCGUGCAUUUUCUUUGAUUUGAGUUGUAAAAUGAUUGUCUUUGCAUUUUACUUCCUGAAAAGCUACAAAUCUAAAUAAAUUAAUAAAUAAAUAAAUAAACGACUAACAUUUUCACCAUAUAUCCGAGCUAUAUUUUUCUACAUAACAUUAUCAGCCCAUGUCUGCAGCCCGUCUGACUGAAUGCCAAUGAACAUUCCUAUAUACGCAACCUAUAACGUUUACCUUUUUUAUAUACAUUCAAGCUCACACAGACUCGGAAUUAAAUGAGAAUAUUUUAUUUACAAACGGCUGUAUUCUUUUUAAGAUAGCAAACCGUGUUGUUUACAGCAUAGAUGUGCCUUGUUUCGAGCCGGGUGUGUGUUUUCAUUAAAAAUGAAAGUUUAUCACUGAA
This is a messenger RNA of Fundulus heteroclitus (mummichog), 1615 nucleotides long. Its product is annotated as homeobox protein Hox-A7. The record is from RefSeq and is a predicted model, not a curated record. NCBI's taxonomy places the organism in Eukaryota, Metazoa, Chordata, Actinopteri, Cyprinodontiformes, Fundulidae. The transcript has 2 exons. The coding region runs from base 495 to 1142 and encodes 215 amino acids. Gene Ontology annotation, molecular function: DNA-binding transcription factor activity, RNA polymerase II-specific; RNA polymerase II cis-regulatory region sequence-specific DNA binding. Gene Ontology annotation, biological process: anterior/posterior pattern specification; regulation of transcription by RNA polymerase II. Gene Ontology annotation, cellular component: nucleus.